Molecule: messenger RNA, 4035 nt
Organism: Alosa sapidissima (American shad)
Lineage: Eukaryota; Metazoa; Chordata; Actinopteri; Clupeiformes; Clupeidae
Product: C-terminal-binding protein 2
Exons: 11
Coding region: 256-1605 (449 amino acids)
Molecular function (GO): NAD binding; oxidoreductase activity, acting on the CH-OH group of donors, NAD or NADP as acceptor; transcription corepressor activity
Source: RefSeq, a predicted model, not a curated record
UUAGACUUGACCGCCAUUCGUGAACCCCUGGCUUCCUCCAAACUUUGUACUUCCUCUUUCUCAGAUUCCAUGGCAAUCUACAGAGGGGGAGAUUCCAGACGCCUGUAACGUGAACUGUAUAGUCCCGUCAGUAUCCGGAUACGUUUUCUAGGCACCUGUGGAGCUUGUCACCCUCUUUCUGAAUAUUGAAGUGUUCUGGGCCCUGUUGCAUUUGUUAUCUGCCUCGUGCUGGUCCUGCAGACAUUUUGCCAGUCAAUGGCUCUGAUGGACAAACACAAAGUCAAACGACAGAGGCUGGACCGCAUCUGUGAAGGCAUUCGUCCCCCAAUCCUGAAUGGACCGAUGCACCCACGCCCGCUAGUAGCCCUGUUAGAUGGGCGGGAUUGUACUGUUGAAAUGCCUGUCUUGAAGGAUGUGGCCACGGUGGCGUUCUGUGAUGCCCAGUCUACCCAAGAAAUUCAUGAAAAGGUACUGAAUGAGGCAGUUGGUGCUUUGCUCUACCAUACAAUCACACUCUCAAGAGACGACCUUGAAAAAUUCAAGGGUCUUCGGGUUAUUGUAAGAAUUGGGAGUGGUUUUGACAACGUGGACAUCAAAGCAGCAGCUGAGUUGGGUAUUGCAGUGUGCAAUGUUCCGGCCUCUUCAGUAGAAGAGACAGCAGACACAUCCAUGUGUUUAAUCCUGAACUUGUACCGCCGCGUGACAUGGAUGCACCAGGCUUUGCGAGAGGGCACCCGCGCUGCCAGUGUAGAGCAGAUAAGAGAGGUGGCUGGUGGAGCUGCUCGUAUCAGAGGGGAGACUUUAGGCAUCAUUGGUCUGGGCCGUGUGGGUCAAGCAGUGGCUUUGCGGGCAAAGGCCUUUGGUUUUGGGGUAAUCUUUUAUGACCCAUACCUCCCUGAUGGUGUUGAACGAUCCCUGGGCCUUCAACGUAUGGCCACCCUACAGGAUCUUCUCAUCCACUCAGACUGUGUGUCUCUGCACUGCAGCUUGAAUGAGCACAACCACCACCUCAUCAAUGACUUCACUAUUAAACAAAUGCGUCAGGGUGCAUUCCUGGUGAACACGGCAAGGGGGGGAUUAGUGGAUGAGAAGGCCUUGGCACAAGCCCUAAAGGAGGGGAGGAUACGUGGAGCAGCCCUAGAUGUCCAUGAGACGGAGCCCUUCAGUUUUUCACAGGGUCCACUGAAGGAUGCACCCAAUCUGAUCUGCACUCCCCAUACAUCCUGGUACAGUGAACAGGCCUCCAUUGAGGCGAGAGAAGAAGCAGCCCGAGAGAUGAGGCGUGCCAUCACAGGGCGCAUCCCAGACAGCUUGAAAAACUGUGUGAACAAGGAGUAUCUGAUGACUGCCUCCCAAUGGACAGGCAUGGAGGCCUCCACUGUGCAUCCAGAAGUAAAUGGAGCUGCAGCCUACAGGUUUCCAGCUGGGCUGAUUAGUGUAGCUACAGGAGGACUGCCAGGUUCAGGCACUGGUGUAGAGAGUAUAGUAGCUGCCUCUCUACCCAUGGCCCAUGGAAUCACCCCUGUUACCCAGCUCCCACACACCCCGUCACCAGGGCAACCCACUAAAGCGGAGUCUGACCGAGACAACCCGUCUGACCAAUAGCAACCUUUUAACUACAUUCCAGCAGCCAAGUUGUGUGCCCCUUCUUCUGAAUUGAUUUCAGUCUGAUUGUCUUUCCCAAAGAGGCCUUCUCUUGUUGACAGCCACAUCCUCAUCAGCCUUCGGUUUCCUCAAACACCAUGCUCUCUCAUCUGUACCUCCAAAAGACAUAAUUGUAAAUCUUGUGCUUCAAGAUGAGCAUGACUGUUCUAUAGAUUUUGGUUCAACCAGCAGGUGGAGCUGUUCUAAAAUUUACAGUUCCAUUUUUGAAGUAAUGUCAUUUAAGCCUGAUUUGGGAUCAGCGACUUUCCAAGUGUUGAGGUUUUUGUGUUAGUAGUAAAGUAGCAUUCUGAUCCUGACAUCUGCUUGUGGUCAUAGUCAAUGCUGUCUACCUGCUAAAUUCUAUUGAUUUAACAGAGGAUUACUCUUUGGAAUUUAUCCACGAUAUCCAUCCAUUUUCCUCAUAGAUUUUCCAUAUGUAAGAUUUUUGUAAGUUGCAGGUGAUUAUGGAACGGCCAUACCAACUCUCACUGAGCUAGAAGUCUAAAACAUAAAGGCCACAAAGCUAUUUUUGUGCAUAUUUGAAUAUAUUAUGUUUUAUCAAAUGUAAAAGCUUAUCACAUCUGGUCAUGCCUUGUAACCCUGAAUGGACAGUGUUCAUGUCUUUCCCAGUAUGCAUAACACAUUUUUACUCACUGACAAAUUCCACUUUCCAAAGGAGAAUUUUCCCUCAUGGUCUGAACCUGCACUCUCAAACUUGUUCUGUGUCAGUGGAAUAACUUGUUAGUACCUCAUUAACAGAUAUUGAAUGUAUGCUUGAAAUCCUCUCUUUUGUAUGAAUAGUCUUUUAGGGUUUGGAAUAGCUAGAGCUCUUCUGUGUGACCAGAUGGUGUGUGGAAGUAUUGCAUUUUUUUCCAGAAGAUUUGAACAUCUUAACACUUAAGUGUACCGUUCUCAGGCUUCUUGUCAGGCUUUAGACUUCUUUCUAAUAUUUUUUUUACUGAAUAGCCUACAUGUAGGAUUACCAAAAGCACAAUGCUUUUGUCCUAUUCAUUUCCUGUAUGCAUCAUUGCGAUGUAGUGAUAUAUUUUAUAGAUUGACAGUCGACUGGGAUUCAGGAUGUUUGCUGUUUAGCAAUAUAUGAUGGACAAAUGUUAUUUUCUUGCCAGAUGUAAUGUUGCAUGCUAACUAAAAAGGGUUUUUAUUGGAAAGUUAUGACAUCCAUACACUGCUAGCUUUGAAGACUCUGCAGUUGUACUAGUAAACCAGCCCAAGACUUUGUAUGGUGGCUGAUUUAAGUGAGUCCUCCCUGGUUUAUGACAAGUGAGUUGUUGAGAAGCCUCAUACUUAUUCAAAUCCAUGAUCCAUGAGGCUCAUUAAAGACCUUGUGUCUUAUAGUGUACGGAAAUAUUGCAAGAUAUGACUUCUUGGAUACAUGCUCUUGGUCACAUUUGACCUUCACUCAUCAUUUUCAUAUGGCUAAAUGGAGUCUUUGGGCACCCUGUGUAUGUAUUGUAUUUUCUAGCUGUGUUUCAGUUUAUUAGAUCAAUGUUUGUGUAUUUUCCUACUUAUCUCAUUACUUUGUUUAAUUUUGGGCAUAAUUGUGGUCUUUCUAGCAACUGAUUUGGCUUUGUCAUCUGUACACUACAUGUUUGUUGAACCCUGUCUCCUUAUGUUAUUGUUCUACAUGUUGUACAGAAACAUUUCAUAAAUGUCCAUUUUCAGACUUUAUUUCCCUACAAGCCAGGUCUACAUUGCAGCCUCCCAUUUAGUUAAUCCAACAAUAAGCCCUGUUUCUUUUCUUCUGUGUUCCCAUUGAAAGCUGUAUAGCUUAUCACUGCCUUAGAACUCAAAUUGACAUAAGCUUGAAGGAGAGAUGCUUAUUUGAGAACUCUUGAUAUCAAAUAUAACUAGUUUUACACAUAUCACAGAGGUAACCUGGUUUUUAGUCAUGUGCACGGCCUCAGAGGCUUCAUCAAAAAGUUACUAGUCACCAAAGCUGUAUAGCUGAUACAAAAGUGGUUUAUGAAAGGGGAAAAAGGGACAGCAAGGAUGGAUAUGGACUGGGUAGAUCACUUUUCUCUCAGGGUCUAAAUGCAAGCGAAUUCUACAGUUAUACCAUUUUCCCCAAUGUUAUUUUUUCCUGUUUGUUGUGCUCAUACAUAGACUAUUUGAAAUAAACUGAGGUAACUGUUGACAUUUUGAAGUGUAUUUUCACAACGUGUGAACAAGUUCCCCCCUUUGUUAUUUCUAUUAUUCCCUACACCUUUUUGUUGUGGAUUUAAAGCAUUUCCUUUCAUCUUGAUACAAAGAGUUCCUGUAACUAGGCUCUUCAGCUUUACUUUGGUUUUGUUUACUUUUUUAAUAGAAACAAUCAUGUUUGUGAUGGUUACUUCGACAAAGUAUUUUAAUAAAAUGAAAAAAAAUAUAUAU